Silurus meridionalis is the source of this 1499-nucleotide messenger RNA. RefSeq names its product pyridoxal phosphate binding protein. NCBI's taxonomy places the organism in Eukaryota, Metazoa, Chordata, Actinopteri, Siluriformes, Siluridae. The transcript is spliced from 8 exons. The record is from RefSeq and is a predicted model, not a curated record. The coding region runs from base 15 to 917 and encodes 300 amino acids. Gene Ontology annotation, cellular component: intracellular anatomical structure. Gene Ontology annotation, molecular function: pyridoxal phosphate binding.
AUGCCAUAUUUGCUAUGAACGCGGUCAAACUGUUUCUUCUAUUGGACAGUGUUACUGCUAUGAAUGCUAUGUGGAGAGUAGCGAUGUCGGAAGAGGUUGGGAAAAAAAUGCAGGCAGUCUUAGACCGGGUCAAUCUGGCCGUAACCCGACGUGCAAAGACAUUACCAUGCAUUGCACCUAGGAUAGUUGCUGUAAGUAAAACCAAACCUCCAGACAUGGUAGUUGAGGCUUAUAAACAUGGACAACGCAACUUUGGGGAGAAUUAUGUAAAUGAGCUUGUGGAGAAAGCGUCUCACCCUCUGAUUUUGACACCAUGCCCUGAAAUUAAAUGGCAUUUCAUUGGACAUUUACAGAAGGGGAAUGUUAAUAAACUCUUAGGUGUUCCAAACCUUUACAUGGUUGAGACCAUCGACUCUGUAAAACUGGCUGACAAACUUAACAGCUCAUGGCAGAAGUUACGAUCUUGUAACACCAGGAGAUUAAAGGUCAUGGUUCAGAUCAACACAAGCAGCGAGGAAAGUAAACAUGGUCUGCAUCCUGAAGAAACUAUCAAUACGGUCAAGCAUAUUGUGACUAAUUGUCCUGCUCUGGUCUUCUCUGGACUAAUGACUAUCGGACGUUAUGGUUAUGAUCUCAGUGAAGGUCCAAAUCCUGACUUCCAGAUUCUGCUCAAGCAUCGUGAAAAGGUAUGUGAGAGUCUGAAUCUUCAACUGGAACAGGUUGAGCUCAGUAUGGGCAUGUCUACAGACUUUGAACAUGCGAUUGAGGUAGGCUCCACUAAUAUCCGUGUUGGUAGUACCAUUUUUGGAACACGGGAAUAUCCAAAUACUCCUAGCCCAAGCCCAGAAAAAAAGCCAGAGGUUGCAUCUGAAGAAGCAGCAAAGAAAACGGAACAUCUUACAGUAAAAGACCAUUAAUUAGUAAUGCUAGACAUGGUGAAUCUGGAGGGUUUAAGAGAAGCUGCCCCACUAAGAACAAGAAAUAUCUUAUUAAUAGCCUUGCCAUCAUAAAAAAGGAACAGGCAUAACAUUUUCUUCUAGUGUCAAGUAAACUUAAGUUUGACCAAUUCCUAACAAUUCUCAUAUUAAUUUUUACCAUUAAUAUCAUGAUGCAUUCAAGUUUUAUUUUAAAAAAGUAUAGCUUUUGGUAAAUGAAUGAAGUGUGGAUUGCAAUGUUUUCUGUGGUCAGUAUACCACUUUCUCUGUCUCUCAGUAUGAGAAAGUUUUGAUGCGAAUGCACAUGUAUUGCAUAACUACUUAUAUUGUACUUUGAAAGCCAUAUUAAAGAAAUUAGUAUUUGCUAUUAAAAGACUUGUGUAUAGAAAAUGUGCAUAAACAUUGAAAUAUUUAAGUUUAAUAUAAGUUACAGAGAACUGCAGUUAUAUGUGAUUUAGAACUCUAACAUUUUGUUAACUGUGUAUGUAUCAGAUUUAACCAGACUUCUUUUCGAUUAUGCUAUUUUUAUGGUGAUAAAUAAAAAAAACAGUAGUGUACAAAGUA